Molecule: messenger RNA, 909 nt
Organism: Arabidopsis lyrata subsp. lyrata
Lineage: Eukaryota; Viridiplantae; Streptophyta; Magnoliopsida; Brassicales; Brassicaceae
Product: F-box protein At2g35280
Source: RefSeq, a predicted model, not a curated record
CCCAACUCGGGACUGACAAAAUUUAUUAUUUAAUUUUGUUUAUUAAUUUAUCGAGUAUUAAUUUAUAGAGGUUCUAAUGUAUUAACAAUUAUGACUUUUGACAGUGGAGAACAUGGCCAUUAGAUCCAAAAAUAAAUUAUGCACUAAAACAUUACUUAAAACAGUUAAUUUGGACGUUUCAUGAAAAUGAAAGAUGGCUCACAUAUGUGAUACAUGUAUUUAAAUCAUUGAAAUAAAAAAAUAUCACAAUUUGCAAUCUUACUAUAGUUCGAUUUAUAAAAUAUGGAUCCAAACAAAGUUGAAAUAAGUCAACUUGAAAUGCUUCCUCGAGAUCUGUUGGGCAUCAUAGUUUCAAAAGUGGCUUCUACCUCCGCCGAAGAUUACCACAACUGCAAAGAAUUAGGCGCAUCGGCUAACGACGAGCGUGUGCUCAAAACACUCGACUUCGCUCCAUUGGUGAAAAAACCGUUAUAAUCAAUCAAAUACCUUCUCCUCAUGAAAAAAUGUCUUGCAAACAACAAUCCAUAUGCUAACUGUAUUAAAAGUGUAAUACGAUCCUUCCUCUUUAAUGACUCUAUCGUAGGUCUCUACUAUUUGGGCGUGGCAGCAAAUUCAGGGAAGAUAGAAGCAGUCUACUUGUAUGCCAUAUUAUUACUCAGCGCGGGAAGAACCGAAGAAGGGAAAAACUAUCUCAGCCAGCUAAAAUGGACCGAAGGCACAAGCAUGGUUGACAAUUGCUGGAAAAACAUCAAAGCCACAUUACAUGGGAUUAGAGUUGCAAGAAAGAGAAAGUUAAUUCAUAUCACUUCAACAAAAUGAAAGCAACAAGCUUAUGUCAGAGACCUCGACAACAAAUGUGCGCAAAGUUUCUACUACAACCAAAUGUAUAAGUUUAUCUUCGUGGUAUAA